Molecule: messenger RNA, 1144 nt
Organism: Eptesicus fuscus (big brown bat)
Lineage: Eukaryota; Metazoa; Chordata; Mammalia; Chiroptera; Vespertilionidae
Gene: SPDYA
Product: speedy/RINGO cell cycle regulator family member A
Exons: 8
Coding region: 197-1132 (311 amino acids)
Biological process (GO): G1/S transition of mitotic cell cycle; positive regulation of cell population proliferation; positive regulation of cyclin-dependent protein serine/threonine kinase activity
Cellular component (GO): nucleoplasm
Molecular function (GO): protein kinase binding
Source: RefSeq, a predicted model, not a curated record
UGCCGCGGUGGAGCGCCCGGCGAGCCACCGAGCAACCGUCUGAGGCCGGGGGCGUCCGGGAGAGUGGCCCCGCUCGGCCUGUCACCAGCCCCAGGUUUUCGCAGAUUACUUGAUUGUUUUGGUAGGACUACAUUUCACUUUAACUGUUGGAAAUUUAACAUCCAAAUCGAGAUAUACUGAAUCUUGGGAAAGCAAAAUGAGGCAUAAUCAGCUGUGUUGUGAGACACCACCUACUGUCACUGUUCAUGUAAAAUCUGGGUCAAGUAGAUCACAUCAGCCUAAAAAACCUAUUAACCUGAAGCGUCCUAUUUUUAAAGAUAGUUGGCCAGCAUCUGAAAAAAAUGUGCAGAAUAGCAACAAGUCUAAACGCCCCAAAGGACCCUGUCUAGUUAUACAGCGUCAGGAAAUGACUGCUUUCUUUAAAUUAUUUGAUGAUGAUUUAAUUCAAGAUUUCUUGUGGAUGGACUGCUGCUGUAAAAUUGCAGACAAGUAUCUUUUGGCUAUGACCUUUGUUUAUUUCAAGAGGGCUAAAUUUACUAUAAAUGAGCAUACCAGGAUAAAUUUCUUUAUUGCUUUGUAUCUGGCUAAUACAGUUGAAGAAGAUGAAGAAGAAUCCAAAUAUGAAAUUUUUCCAUGGGCUUUAGGGAAAAACUGGAGAAAAUUGUUCCCUAAUUUCUUAAAGUUAAGGGACCAACUCUGGGAUAGAAUUGACUAUAGGGCUAUUGUAAGCAGGCGAUGCUGUGAAGAGGUUAUGGCCAUUGCUCCAACCCAUUAUAUAUGGCAACGAGAACGCUCUGUGCAUCACAGUGGAGCUGUUAGAAACUACAACAGAGAUGAAGUUCAACUGCCCCGGGGACCUAGUGCCACACCGGUAGAUUGUUCACUCUGUGGUAAAAAAGGAAGAUAUGUUAGACUGGGAUUGUCUUCAUCAUCAUCUUUAUCCAGUGAUACAGUAGAGGUGAUGGAAAAACAUUCUCAGGAAUCACACAACUCAAUGAGCAAGAUAGUUGAGCCUUCUCAAACUUAUAGCUAUCCUCAAGUAGCCAAUGACCAUCAAUCAAACAAAGAAAAGAAAACUAAUUUCAUGAAGAAAGACAAAUCUAUGGAGUGGUUUACAGGAAGUGAAGAAUGAGAUGGCUCAACU